GCUGGAUACGGGCACACUGAAAUGGUUCGCAUUAAAAAUAGAUAUAUAGCGGUGCAGAUUGUGCCCUAUACACCCACCGAAACACUGCGACUCAACGAUCACAGCCUGGCCAAAAUUCUGCUGCAGAAUGUACAAAAAUACCACGGAGUCUACGGCCUCGGAAUGAUCGAGCAGGGAUUCCGGGUGAAGUACAUCAACGAUCGGACCAAAAUUGCCAUUAUACGCUGCCUGCAUCGCGGCCAACGAUUUGUCUCCAGCAUAUUGCCCCUGAUCACAUUGAUUGGAGAUGUUCGGGCCAAGUUUAGGACCCUCUAUAUUGGUGCCACCAUCAUCCAGUGCAACAAGUUCAUUGUCAGCCACCAGAAACAGUUCCUGGACCGAGCCAUGGGUCAGAUGACAUCCGCCAAGGAGCGACAAGAUCUCUUCAAGCGCGUUAUGGAGUUCGAUAUGGACAGAUAGCAUUCGGAGUUGUGUAGCGUUUAAUUAAGUAAUUAUAGUGAUUAGUUUUCUUGCAGAAAACAGUUGGGUCAAUUCGACUAAAA
Messenger RNA from Drosophila rhopaloa, 542 nucleotides. It is a transcript of the gene Pop5, whose product is annotated as ribonuclease P/MRP protein subunit POP5. Gene Ontology annotation, biological process: tRNA 5'-leader removal. Gene Ontology annotation, cellular component: ribonuclease P complex. Lineage: Eukaryota; Metazoa; Arthropoda; Insecta; Diptera; Drosophilidae. Bases 22 to 459 code for a protein of 145 amino acids. The record is from RefSeq and is a predicted model, not a curated record. Gene Ontology annotation, molecular function: ribonuclease P RNA binding. The transcript is spliced from 3 exons.